This is a messenger RNA of Eruca vesicaria subsp. sativa (arugula), 1122 nucleotides long. The record is from the annotation of a GenBank genome assembly. Lineage: Eukaryota; Viridiplantae; Streptophyta; Magnoliopsida; Brassicales; Brassicaceae.
AUGGAAAAAUUGAAGAUAUCUGAAUGGGGAGAGAAGCUAAAAACAGGAGGAGCUCAGAUGAGCAGAAUGGUGAGUGAAAAAUUCAAAGACAUCAUUCAAGCUCCCACCUUGGAAUCCAAAAUGGUUGAUGAAGCUACUCUGGAGACUCUUGAGGAGCCUAACUGGGGAAUGAACAUGAGGAUAUGCGCUCAGAUCAACAACAAGGAGUUCAACGCUACAAAGAUCGUUAAAGCCAUCAAGAGGAAGAUCUCUUGUAAAAGCCCUGUUAGCCAGAGGCUAAGCCUUGAGCUUCUUGAGGCUUGUGCUAUGAACUGUGAGAGGAUUUUCUCUGAGGUUGCUUCUGAGGGGGUUCUUGAUGAGAUGGUUUGGUUGGUUAAGAAUGGUGAAGGUGAGAAUAGAAAGCGAGCUUUUCAGCUUAUUAGAGCUUGGGGACGGUCUAAAGGUCUUACUUAUCUUCCUGUUUUCAAGCAGACUUAUAUGAGUUUGGAAGGAGAGAAUGGUUUAAUGGCUAGUAACGAGGAGAAUCCAGUGGCGGGGGGACAGAGUUCUUUGGAGUCUCUUAUGCAACGGCCUGUUCUUGUUCCUCCACCAGGUAGCUAUCCGGUUCCUAUUCAAGAACAGGGUCGUGGAGACCAUGAUGGUGGUCUUCUUGAUUAUAACUUUGGAAGCUUGUCGAUUAAAGAUAAGAGAGAACAGAUUGAGAUUACACGGAACAGCCUUGAGUUGCUCUCUAGCAUGUUGAACUCUGAAGGGAAGCCGAAUCACACAGAGGACGAGCUAACGGUGAGCUUGAUGGAGAAAUGUAAGCAGUCACAGCCGUUGAUUGAAAUGAUCAUAGAGAGUACAACAGAUGAUGAGAGUGUCCUUUUUGAGGCUUUGCAUCUGAAUGAUGAGCUUCAACGUGUUUUAUCUAUUUACGAGAAGCCUGAUGAAACUGAGAAGAAGGCAUCUAAAGUGGAACAAGAAUCAUCAGGAAGCAAAGAUGCUGCUGGUCCAAAACCAACAGAUGAACAUCAUGUGAAACAAAAAGAUGAAUCACCAGGAUCCUCCAACAAGACUGGUAAAGAGGAUAAGCAGGUGAAAAUAGAACUCGGGUUGUCGAGUGAUGAAGAUGAGAAAUGA